AUGGAUGAAUACCUUAACCAGUUUUGUAGACAAGAGACGGAUCCUCCACUCUCGGCUCAAGCCAUAGGGGUGCAUCAUCGGAUUGGAAGCUCUGGUUUACCAGAAGACACAGACCCCUCACAACUUCCAAUGGAGCUUCAAGAAGAAUACAUAUUGGGUGAUCAUCAAUAUCAAAACUUCUCAAUGGAGCAACAUCAACACCAGAUUAAUGGACAAGCCACACAUCUCUCUUCACAGCUUCCAGUAUCAAUGAACCAAGCCAUAGAUGAACCGCAUUAUUGUCAGUCAUAUCAUCAGAGCAAUCAUCUUUCAGUGGUUCUUAUGGAGACUCAACAACAAGGCAAUGAGGAAGAAGACAAUGUUUCGUUGAUGACUACGAAUCAAACAACAAAGCCGCCACAGUUGACUCGAGAACAGCAGCAACCUUGUGAACAAGCCGCCACUACUCGGAACGAAUUGACUCAGGAGAUGGAUCCAGAGAUUGCUAGUUUAUUAUUUGGACAAAACAUAACAGUAGAAGAAGCCACGUUAAUGGCUACAUUAGGAAACUUGUAG
Camelina sativa (false flax) is the source of this 555-nucleotide messenger RNA. RefSeq lists its product as uncharacterized. Lineage: Eukaryota; Viridiplantae; Streptophyta; Magnoliopsida; Brassicales; Brassicaceae. The record is from RefSeq and is a predicted model, not a curated record.